AAUCCCUCGAUUGGACCGAAUCAAAGCGACAGCCGAGCUCUUCGCGGUGAUUGGUGGAGGGUUAGACUAGCCAUAAUUCAUUCCUACAGUCACACCGAGCCGAAGAAAGUACUGUUAUUGACAGUAGCUCGACCUUAAAGCGUUCGACCGGUAUUCGCAGCGUGUUCACGACACAGGUGAAGCCGCUGCGUGGGCGCAUAUUACAGAGGAGCCGCUGCUCUCUGAGGCUGGAGAUUACAUCUUUAAAGGAAACUACCGUGUGUCCUCAUGGCUGAUACUGAGCCCAAUUUCCCCCCACUGCCCGGGUUUGUUCCUCUUAAGCCCUGUUUCUAUCAAAACUUUGAGGAGAUCCCUGAACAGCACCGCAGCAUGUGCAAGAAAAUGUACAACCUGUGGAUCUUGAACAGUGCCACCCUUGCAGUGAAUUUCAUUGCUUGCUUUGCUUGGAUGUUUGGCGGCGGUGGAGUGACCAACUUUGGAUUGUCCAUCAUCUGGCUCCUAAUGUUCACUCCUUGCUCCUAUGUGUGUUGGUUUAGGCCCAUCUACAAGGCAUUUAAGUCGGACAGCUCCUUCAACUUCAUGCUGUUCUUUUUUGUGUUCAUGGCCCAAGUUGGAAUCAGCAUCAUCCAGAGCAUCGGCAUCCCAGGAUGGGGUGUGUGCGGCUGGUUGGCCACCAUCUCCUUCUUCAGCUAUAACAUUUUCAUUGCAUUAAUCAUGAUGAUACCCACAAUCAUGUUCACUGCUGUGGCCUCACUGUCCUUCAUCGCACUCACCAAGAUCCAUAAUUUCUAUCGCGGCACUGGGGCCAGCAUGUCCAAAGCUCAGGAAGAGUGGGCUACAGGGGCCUGGAAGAACCCCCAUGUCCAGGCAGCAGCCCAGCAGGCCGCCAUGGGGGCAGCUACCGGAGCUAUGCAGGAUCAGUUCUCCAGCCCACAGUACAAUGAAAACCAGAUGUAGCAUCAUCAAGACAGGAGAUGUCAGAGAUUUAAUGCCAAAAUCUUAUUUCAGAACAUCAAAACCAUCUAAGCAAUUUAAAAGCAGAAAAAAAAAGCACUGAACAUCUGUGGGUAACUGUUUUUUUUUUAACAAUUUACAUUAAAAGGCAUUCAACUACUUUGCAAUAUUUUUAAAUUAAAAUUUCCUAGAAAUGUGUCUGUCAACUUGGAGAGAAAAUAGGUUUAAGUGUUAUUAUAAUAGCAGAAGUGCUGUGUGCUAAUUGAAAACCUUUAGUUUAUAUGAAUGAAACAAAAUAUUUACCUAUUUAUUAUAUUUCCAGUAUAUGGAAUGUAUUUUCAUAUAAAGAUGUCAGAAUUAUUGAUGAUCAAUUAACUUAAUGUAUAGUUUUCUUUUGAUUGUAAAGUAGUUAUAGAGGUACUCUAUGUGUUUUUGUAUUUUAAACGUAAACUUUAACCAGGGAUACUGAUUUUGUAAACAUCUAUUAGAUCAUGACAGUCAAUAACCUCAGAUCUGUAAACAUGAUCUUUAUCGAUAAUCCCACUUUGAAAUGCAAACGUCUAUAUUAUAUUAAAAACAACUGUAUUACGGCAUCCCUUUUAGUGGAUUUAGUCACUGACAAACUUAGAAUUGAGCUUCUUCACUGCUGUCUCUGUUUAGUACCAGGAAGUGUUGUUAAUAUUUCUCAUCCUGAAAACACAAGGUUUAUAUCAAGUUUUAAAUACCUUUAUUGUUCUGGUAAACAAGAAAACUACAGUUCAGUUGUAUGUUUAUAUAGUCACUCAUUAUUGGCAUGAAUGUCAUUAUUUUUGGGCUUUUAAAAAUCCAAUUCAACUGUUGUUUUUUCAGGAUGAAUAAUUAAAAGACAAAUAACUUGGG
Messenger RNA from Fundulus heteroclitus (mummichog), 1833 nucleotides. Its product is annotated as secretory carrier-associated membrane protein 5. Gene Ontology annotation, cellular component: trans-Golgi network membrane; recycling endosome membrane. Bases 268 to 957 code for a protein of 229 amino acids. The transcript has 7 exons. Gene Ontology annotation, biological process: protein transport. Lineage: Eukaryota; Metazoa; Chordata; Actinopteri; Cyprinodontiformes; Fundulidae. The record is from RefSeq and is a predicted model, not a curated record.